Molecule: messenger RNA, 1230 nt
Organism: Colletotrichum costaricense
Lineage: Eukaryota; Fungi; Ascomycota; Sordariomycetes; Glomerellales; Glomerellaceae
Exons: 2
Coding region: 1-1230 (409 amino acids)
Source: RefSeq, a predicted model, not a curated record
AUGGUGGUUCAACGUGCUGCAGGUCUUGCCAACUUUGCAGAGACUGCAAAUCUAGCAGCAGCAGCAGUAGCAGCAGCAGCAGCGGCAGUAACAGCCGAAAGGCCGACCGCAGCAACUGGCAAUCCGAUCAAGGCCUUCCCGGUUUCGUCUCCUUCCCGCCGCAUGAUACCCCGCCUUUACUCUUACCCCAACGGGACAGCGGUCAGCAGCGCGAUUGUUCCCACAUUCGAAGUGAACUCUUUCGAGUGGGUUAGCGACAUCCGAACCUUAAAUAACAAUAUCACUGAAGCCCUCAAAAACCCUUCAAGCAAUUAUCUCACCAUUUCGGAAGGCAAUUCGCCUCUAACGCAGGUGAUUGCUGGUACGUCAGCGCUUCUCAAAGAAUCUCCAUGGAAACCGCAGCCAACGAACAAGCUGCCAGAUCCGAGCAUUUUCAAGGGCACAAAAUACGCAGCGAUCUACGUAUCCAGAAACUGGAACGAAGGGAAGAGAGAGAACUACACAUGCCCACAUGAUUCAGGCAACUUCGGCAUCCUACCUGAGCGCAUUGAUCUCCUCAAUGUACCAUGGAAUAAUAACUUCUCCGACUGUAUUGCUGUUGCAAAGCUCGAAAUCACUGCAGGCGUUACGCAUUGCUUCCAGUCUGACCUAAGCCGGUCACCACGGUCCACUUGCCUAUGGACGUCCAACGUUCUCAGCACUGACAACGAUACUGUAUCACCCGAUCCCCUUGUCAACGAAGUUUUCGCCAUGAUGCCUGAGAUACAAUCCCUCGUGGUAGCUAUCAGCUCCUAUGAGUCCGGAAUACUCCAGGGGAAUUUGGAAGGAUUUCUUCGAAACUCACUUAUUCAAGCUUACCAGGGCGGGUGGAGUGCGAUGGCUGAAUACCUGAGCCCGGUGAAAGCUCAGCGUGUCGAGACUUCAGCUUGGAAACCGGUGGUACUUCUGGAAGCUCAUGUAUCUUCGCAACGAAUGUACAUCUGGAUGGGGACGGGCAUGCUGCUGAUUGUGUCUGGCCUCGUACUGAUGAUGAUUCAGGCAACCUGCGAGGCCAAAACAGUCAAUGACUCUCUGGUAGCUUCUGUUAUGCUGGAUAGCGGAGAAGUCGCCAGGAGUGAUACGACCGGCUUGUGCAAUGCUGUAGCUUUGGGAAAGGAUCACGGAAACGCAAAGUUGAGACUCAGAUUGAAAGUCAGAAAUGCCAGCCAAAGCUUGCCCGACUCAAUGUAA